UGUCGUUUCGUCACCACGUGUGUUAUUUUCUUUUCGACUCACGAUUGUUUCCAAUUAUGAACUUUUUAUGAUUAUUACUUUUUUCUUGCUUAAUACUGUAGUGUUAUUACUAUUAUAAUUUCAUGAACAGUUUCUUGUGACAUUUAUGUGUUAUGUUUUAAUGAGUGACUGUAAUUGAGUGACUUUUGCGAAGGUUGUUUGAUAAAUAAAAAUGAUGAUGGACCAGGCACAUUUCGGAGAAUACCUGCUGAGGCAGCAAAUGUUGCAUGCUGCAUCUUUGAGUGGCCUUCAGCACAGAGUGGGUGCGGAUGCAGAACCUCCCGCUUGCGAGACGCGUCUCCUCAAUGGAGACUUAUGGCGACGUUUCCACGACAUCGGCACUGAGAUGAUCAUCACGAAAGGUGGAAGGCGUAUGUUUCCGUCCCUCCGCGUAUCCCUAAGCGGACUCGACCCUCGGGAAGAGUACUGCGUUCUCCUCGAACUCUCCUUGGUGGGCAGACGCCGUUGGCGUUGGGCGGGAGGCGCUUGGACUGCUGCUGGAGGCGCAGAACCACAAUCCCCACGUCGGUUAAUGCUGCACCCUGAUUCACCAGCGCCUGGGCACCAUUGGACAGCCAACCCGGUCUCGUUUAGUAAACUCAAGCUGACCAACAAUACGAUGGACGCGCAAGGACAUAUGGUGUUAACGUCGAUGCACAAGUACCGACCACGCGUAUUGGUAGUCCGCGCGAGAGACGCCGCUGCUUUGGCCUGGGGAGCCCCUCACGCUUCGUUCUCCUUUGCUGAGACGGAGUUCAUUGCUGUCACAGCAUACCAGAACGACCGAAUAACGAAACUAAAGAUCGACAACAAUCCAUUCGCAAAGGGUUUCAGAGCCUGCGGUCAGUCCAAGUGCAAAAGAAAGACCGUUGAACCAGACGGCAGUACAGAACCAAAUGAUACUACGGACGCAAAACGCCCUUGUUCUGAUGCGGCAUCCUCUUGUUCUGAAGAAGGCAGCCUUCGGUCUUCGUCACCCAGAUCUCCGCCGUUAAUAGACUCGCCUGCUCCUCUCGUAGUAUCAGAAAACAUCAGUCCUCCCCCCACAUUCUACCAUCCAGAGUUACCAUACAUGAACCCUCUACAUAUGCCAAUGCCUUUGGGAAUGUGGCCUGCUAAUACUUUGGCUGGUAGUUUCCUAAGUUCUCCCUGGGGUGCGACUUUACCUCCUCCUCCCGCUAACAUCCGUUCACCACCGACGGCCCCUGCUCCUUGCCGGCGUAUCAAGAGUUUUACAAUCAGCGCUUUACUCGGCGAAGGCUGAUCUCACUUCUGAUUUUUAGACAAUAUUAUUAAUUUAUCUAGAUUUCUAUUUUAGAAAUCACGAUGGGCAUGAUUCGCAAUAUUUACAUUAUAUUGUAAAUACUUAUAUCGAUGUUACUUCCUAAAGCUACCUCGUAGAUGUUAACGAAUAGGGUCGAACUUAUUACCCGACUAAGUACCAGAAAGGUUAUGAUUUGUCUAAGUGGAUGUGUUUCUAUGGUGCAUUUGUCUUUGGCCAAAUAUGCGCAAAGAUAAAAAUGUGACAAAUCCGUCGAGUUGGGCUACCUACUUUCAAAGCAAAUUUGAGGAAACCCUACCUCAAUCUUUUGAAAUUAAUCUCGUACUAAGUAAUACAUGUUAGAAAAAAAAUAUUAUUCUUCCUUUACAGUAGGAGUAAAUAAGUGGUCGAGUAUUUGUUUUGAACUUUUAGUUAUAUUAUAUUUUAUGUGAUAAAAGUGCCCUACGCAAACUUAAUUAUUACUUAAUUAAAAGUAAGAGGAAUGUUUUAUGAAAAAUCGAAGUUUUUUGUUUUAGAAAACUAGGGCUAAUUUAUGUACUUUAAGCUAAUUGUACAAAAUGUACAUAGAAAUAUAUUUUUUGUAAGAAGGUUAAUAAACUUUUUUAGAAAUA
Messenger RNA from Pararge aegeria (speckled wood butterfly), 1932 nucleotides. It is a transcript of the gene Doc1, whose product is annotated as T-box transcription factor TBX6. Gene Ontology annotation, molecular function: RNA polymerase II cis-regulatory region sequence-specific DNA binding; DNA-binding transcription factor activity, RNA polymerase II-specific. The transcript is spliced from 5 exons. Gene Ontology annotation, cellular component: nucleus. The record is from RefSeq and is a predicted model, not a curated record. NCBI's taxonomy places the organism in Eukaryota, Metazoa, Arthropoda, Insecta, Lepidoptera, Nymphalidae. Gene Ontology annotation, biological process: positive regulation of DNA-templated transcription; heart development; cell fate specification. Bases 212 to 1303 code for a protein of 363 amino acids.